Messenger RNA from Mustela lutreola (European mink), 1784 nucleotides. It is a transcript of the gene RALY, whose product is annotated as RALY heterogeneous nuclear ribonucleoprotein. Lineage: Eukaryota; Metazoa; Chordata; Mammalia; Carnivora; Mustelidae. The record is from RefSeq and is a predicted model, not a curated record. Gene Ontology annotation, cellular component: nucleus. The coding region runs from base 548 to 1429 and encodes 293 amino acids. Gene Ontology annotation, molecular function: RNA binding. The transcript is spliced from 11 exons.
GAGGCCGCGCAGGGGAGGCCUGGGCGGGCCGAGCCCGGGCUCUGGUCCCGGCCCGGGCUUCUUCCGGCUCCCCCUCCCGGGCUCGGUCUGCCGGCUCCCCUAGGCGCGCACAGCUGGCCCUGCCUCGCUCUCCACGGGCCUCAGCGCCGCCUUGGCCCCCACCGCUGCCGUCGCUGGGCUCGUUGCACACCUUGGGGCUCGGAGAGGAGCAACAACGCGCCCUCGAGCUGGGGCGGUGUUCCGCACUUCACGCAAGCCCCACCGUGCAGCCGAGCUUCAGUUUGCCCCUCCUUAAAGUGGGGAAAAGAAAGUCGCUUCGCAGGAUGUUUGUGGAUUUAGGGAGCUAGUAUGUGAGAGAAGCGUUUAAUACCAACAGGUGAGCCCUGUUCUCAGAGGCAGCUGGUGCUGACCCUGUGACACAAAAGAGAAAAUUGUGGGCUGAGCUGAGUCUUGGUACUGGUGCAUUUCCCCCUUUGUUGUUAAGAAACAGGUUCCUGAAAAGUGGGCUUUGUUGAAAAGGAAGCAGAAGACAAGGCCUGUGGCCAUCAUGUCCUUGAAGAUCCAGACAAGCAACGUAACUAACAAGAAUGACCCCAAGUCUAUCAACUCUCGGGUCUUCAUCGGAAACCUCAACACAGCUGUGGUGAAGAAGUCAGAUGUGGAGACCAUUUUCUCCAAGUAUGGCCGUGUGGCCGGCUGUUCUGUGCACAAAGGCUAUGCCUUUGUCCAGUAUGCCAACGAGCGUCAUGCCCGGGCAGCUGUGCUGGGAGAGAAUGGGCGGGUGCUGGCCGGGCAGACCCUGGAUAUCAACAUGGCUGGAGAGCCCAAGCCCAACAGACCUAAGGGGCUAAAGAGAGCAGCAUCUGCCAUAUACAGUGGCUACAGCUUUGACUAUGAUUACUACCGGGACGACUUCUACGACAGGCUCUUCGACUAUCGGGGCCGCCUGUCACCUGUGCCAGUGCCCAGGGCCGUCCCUGUGAAGCGACCCCGGGUCACAGUCCCCUUGGUCCGGCGCGUCAAAACCACCAUACCUGUCAAGCUCUUUGCCCGCUCCACAGCCAUUACUGCCAGCUCAGCCAAGAUCAAAUUAAAGAGCAGUGAGCUGCAGACCAUCAAGACAGAGCUGACACAGAUCAAGUCCAACAUCGACGCUCUGCUGGGCCGCUUGGAGCAGAUUGCUGAGGAGCAGAAGGCCAACCCAGAUGGCAAGAAGAAGGGCGACAGCAGCAGUGGCAGUGGUGGGGGUAGUAGUGGUGGCAGCAGCCGGCCACCAGCCCCCCAAGAGGACACGGCUUCUGAGGCAGGCACGCCCCAGGGAGAAGCACAGACUCGAGACGACGGCGAUGAGGAGGGACUGCUGACACACAGUGAGGAAGAACUGGAGCACAGCCAGGACACAGACGCAGAGGAUGGGGCCUUGCAGUAAGCAGCCUGGCAGGAGUGAUGGCCACCGGCAGGAGAAGGGCAUGCACUGUACCAGGCCUAAAGCUGGGCACCCACCCCUGGAGACUACCCCCAGCGGGUCCCAGGAGAGCUGGCAGCAGGCACCUCCUCCUCCACACAUCCCAGCCAGUGCCACAUCCUCUGCAGGUGGAGUUAUUGGCCUUCCCUUCCCAAGUGCCCUCCCUUUUGGCACUGCCCAGGCCAGAGGGCAGAGCACAGAAGUUUCCCUACACUCUACCUCCCCUCCCAGGACACUCCCAGGCUUGGGGUUUUUCUAUAGGUUGGAGAGGGGAGGGUCACAGGGAGGGUACCCUGACAAUAAAGAGAUUGGAUCCCAA